This is a messenger RNA of Adineta ricciae, 2193 nucleotides long. NCBI's taxonomy places the organism in Eukaryota, Metazoa, Rotifera, Eurotatoria, Adinetida, Adinetidae. The record is from the annotation of a GenBank genome assembly.
AUGGCCGAAAUGGAUGUUUUACAAUCCAGAAUUAUCCAGCAGAUCGAAGCUUAUCUAGCUGAAGAGAAUCUCAAAUUCGAUUAUAACUUAGCCAAGUACGAGCGUGAAAAUCAGGGUUGGAUACCGCUUGAACGGUUGAGUCAAUUCAAUAAACUCUCAACGUACAAAUAUGAUACAAUUCUCAAUGCACUACGUUCGAAACGAUCGAAUGUCAUUGAAGUAGAUCUUUGUGAACCUGUAUGUCUUCGUCGUCGACGUCGACCAUUGAUUGAAUCAUCAAUGGAACGAAACCCAUAUUUGCAUCAAACGGUCGUUGUCAGUGGUUUACCACGUGAUGCUAAACAGGAAGAUCUAAUGGAGUUUUUCAAUCGUUUCUAUCGUGUCCAUCGGAUUCGAAUGUUGAUGUCAACUCGAACAGGAAAGUCAUUCAGUGGAAAAGCUCAUGUGAUCUUCGAAAAAUCUCAAAAUGCUCGAGCAUUUGUUCAACGAUCGGAAACAGGAACGAUCAUUUAUGUCAAUGAUUAUUUACUUCAACUAUGUAAUGGAUAUACAUUAAUUUGCAAGAUGUUGAUCGAUUGCGACGAUAGAGAUGAAAAGGACCUUAAUCAAUUACAGGUUCAUAGUGAUCAAUCAUUUUCUCAUCGUUUGUCUGCUUAUUCGCCUCGUGUUUCUUUCAAUACGAACAUUUCCGUAUCGAAAGAUCAGAAUAUUCGAACAAAAGCGCAAUCAAGCAUCUCUCAAACGAAAUCUUGUCUAAAGUCAAGUACAUGUGCCACUGAACAGAUUCUAUUCUGUCAAAAUACAACCAACGAUAAGCUGUCCAAAGCAUUGGAAUACAAAAACCAAAGGAUCGUUUCCAAUCGUUAUUCGUAUGAAUUUUACGUGCCUGAUCAUCUUCUUCAAAAAACUCACACAUGUAUAAUUAUCGCAGCAUUGAAUCCACAUUGUUUUACGAUUCAAUUAAAGCAAGAUGCCAUCGAAUUCGAUAAAUUCCAACGCGAAAUCAAUGAAUUCUAUAAUGAAGUCGACGCAAAAGAAUACCUUGUCACACCUGAACAAAUUCACGUCAAUCUCUGUGUGAUAUGCGCGGAUCCGAAAUCAUCAGAGAAUGAUCGAAUCUGGAAUCGUUCCCAAAUCCUCGAUUUCGAUCCGGUGGACAACACUGUCAAUCUAUUCUAUGUCGACUUAGGUACAUGGGAUGAAUAUGUACCAAUACAUCGUCUUCGACAUUUGAUUGACAGUUUCCAUCGUCAUUUAGUUUUUUCGCUAACGUGCCGUUUGGCUCAUAUUUCGCCGAUCAAUCAGGAGAAUGACGAUCAUCUAGCGUGGUCCACUGAUGCGACGAAUCAGUUUUUAGCUGUUAUUGAUCAAGUUUUGCCAGAAAUCGAACUCCUAACACUAGAAAAUGAUGGGUGUUUUCAAACAAAUCUAUUUGUCACCAACUCAGGACAGUAUGUUUGUGUAAAUGAUUACAUGAUACACAUAAAAAGAGCGAAAGCGACUCUACAGACCGCAGAUACGUACAAACAAAAUAUACUUAAUAUGACUGAUGAUAAAUCACCUGUACAUCCAGUUAUUGCUUUAUACAAUCGACUCGGCGAAACUUUGAAACGUUCUCUUGUGAAAUCGCGGACAUCUAAUCUCAGCGGUACAUGGAUUACAAACGAAACUUGUGUUAAACUAAUUCAUAUUCACGCCGUAAUAAAUUCUUUGCAACAAAAGAUACCGCUCGUUUUUAUACAUUAUGAAAAAUGUAUUCACCUCCCUGAUUUCAAUAUUUGUUCUUUACUUAAACUAAUUCAUUCAAAUAUUGAUACAGAUACUAUUGAACGUUAUGCUUUAACUAUUAAAUAUCAUCCAGUGCGAAUAGAACGUGAUCAUCAUUCGAACAUCUUCAUUCAGAUCAAUAAUCGAUCAUUAAAUAACAUUGUACUGUAUUCGACUGGAUUCGUUCAAUCUAUUCUCGAGCAUUACCAUUUCCCGGCUAAAAACGUUUUUCUUAUGUUAGAAAAAGCCAAAUUUAUACAGCUAUAUGCGUCUGACCUGUCGCUUUGGUUUCGAAUGGAUAAUGAAUUAUUAUUGUCGUCUAAUAAUCAAAUCAAAUUAAAUCUUUCCCCAGUGUCAGACACUCAACCGUCUACUGUAGAAAAUAAACGCCUUCCAUUUUCUAAUAGACUCAUCAGUCCAACGUGA